AUGUCGCAUGACAUACACGAUGAUGAUGAUGAUGAUGAUGAUGAUGAUGAUGAUGAUGAUGAUGAUGAUGAUGAUGAUGAUGAUGAUGAUGACGAUCGCCGCGUCGUUGGCCUGGGCGCGCAGGUGGUCGGCGAUGCUUUCCGUCUCGGUGCAACAGGCCGUGGCGAGCACGCCCUGGGUCUCCGUGGCCGGCACUACCCCGGGAAAACCUCGUGGAACGCCGUCCUGACACCGUCCCCGGUUCUCUCCGUCGCAUCCCGGUCGCCGCCGCCACUCUCUCCUCCGGCAGUGCCGCGCCGCGAGCACCGGAGGGUCCCACAGGGCAUCCUGGGGAUCCCACAGACGGCUGGAAACAGACGUCUGGAGAUCGCGCGCCGCGGCGCGCGUCACCAACUGCACUUCGGGUGCUUGGCCCAAUUCCGCGUGCAAGCCUCGCGCCCGGCCGACAUAUUGUGUCCCUUGUGCCGCCACAGUCGCUGCCCCGCGUGCGAGCCGGGUGGAUGGACGGCCGAGCACGAUGCGGCGUUGCGCGACGAGCGCGCGCGCCAAGGUGUGCAGAUGCCAGCCCGGAUUUCUGGCGAAGAGACGGUGCGGGAGGCCGUGAAAAGACUAUGCACGUCGCACCUUCACCUCCAACGACGCGGCCGAACCACCACCGCCUCCGGGCGUCGUUGUUUUGUGUUGCAACCGGGUCGCGGCCACACGAGGUGCGGGGGGGAUCGACUUUGUCGCUAUGCCGCACCGCGACAUGCAGUGGGUGCCUCAGCCGACACGGCACGACGCCGGCAUUGCGGCUUGGCGACCCCCCUGGGUGUACUCGGGAUGUCCAGCUGGAUGACAUCCAUGUCCCCUCAAGCCUCGGCUGAAGCUGGGGCGCAUUCGCUAAGGCAAACUGAUAAGGGCGCGUGGCUCUGUCAAAAGUGGACGCCCAACUCUUCGCAGAUGCCGGAAAGGCGUGCGGAGGUUGCGGCAGCCGGCUUUGGUGGGAGUACGACCGGGCCACCGAGCGCGGGCACCUUCGCUGCUCCCACGGCUGCAAUGUCCUCGCCGACUCCUUGGUCGCGGCCCCCCCCGUGCCAGCCGUCUGCUGUAGAUUGCGUAGCUGAUCCUGAGAUCGGAGACACAGCAGCUUUGGCACGUGCCGUGGAUGCCGCGCCAGCACACGAGCACCACCUGCCGGAUCUCACGCAUCCAGGACGUGGGCUUGCCCAGCAGUGCGUGUCCACGUCGGAUGGGCAGUCCGCCAGCUCCGGGAGCCGGAUGGGUACUUGUUUGCGCCCGUGCACGAGGCCCUGCUCGAAUGCUACGGAGGCGUGCAUUUGGCGUCGGCACUGGAACCGGCACUCCGAUCGUUUCCGCCCAGCAGCUGCUCGCUGGGCGCCCGACCGGAACGCCGUGCUGCGGCCGCGGACGCCAGGUUCCCCGCCGCUGGGUUUUGGAGCCGCUUAG
Molecule: messenger RNA, 1449 nt
Organism: Symbiodinium natans
Lineage: Eukaryota; Dinophyceae; Suessiales; Symbiodiniaceae
Source: the annotation of a GenBank genome assembly